Molecule: messenger RNA, 3342 nt
Organism: Ustilago hordei
Lineage: Eukaryota; Fungi; Basidiomycota; Ustilaginomycetes; Ustilaginales; Ustilaginaceae
Exons: 1
Coding region: 1-3342 (1113 amino acids)
Biological process (GO): DNA-templated transcription; regulation of DNA-templated transcription
Molecular function (GO): DNA-binding transcription factor activity, RNA polymerase II-specific; DNA binding; zinc ion binding
Source: RefSeq, a predicted model, not a curated record
AUGCCUGAGGAAAAAGGACUUACCGCUACACACGACGACGGUCAGCCAGCCAAACGAAAGCGUCUUCGUAUCCCCAAAUCCUGCAUUCCCUGUCUCAAAGGCAAACGAGCCUGUGACCGAGGUCGUCCUGCUUGCGGCCGUUGCGCUCGUUCAGGCCAAAGCAACGACUGCAGCUAUGAUCCUCGUCUACCCCAGCUUCCUGCUUCUGGUGGUAGCUCAUUCAAACGCAACGCAACUUACGACGACUCGGACGACGACGAUCAACCCGAUGCCUCUUCACCAGACAACCGCCAAUUAGCUCUACUUCAAAGAGAACUUGAAGAAGCACGUAGCGAGACACGUCGCCUACAGCAUCUACUGCGAACUCAGCAAUCGUCUGCUGCUCCCGCUUCACCACGUUCCUACUCCUCACCGCAGCACCGGCCACACUCGCAUUGGUCACAUGCAUCGACAUCGGCGGAUCGACACCGUGCACAUUCGAGCGCAAAUGAUUUGCAUGCAGCUAGGGGUUUGCAGAUGCUAGCAGAGAUUGCAGGGCCUCAGCAUCAGGAUGCGGACUCGAACGCGGUCAAAUCUCGCAUCUUGCAUUGGCCUGGUCCUGCAUCGCAUGCUUCUCCUUCCAGUCAACUUUCGCCGAUCCAUCGUCAUGCCUCUGCUUCCUCUCGCGACUCAAUGCGGCCCAUCAAUGAAGCAGCUUCCUCUCCAGCACCAGACAACAGAUACGCGCACAUCUCAGCAACACCCUCCAUCUAUAACAGCCAUUUCCAACGUCGAAGCUCCAAACCUCCCCAAAACACAGACGACUUGGACUUGCUUAAAAACAUCAACGGCACCCAGAUGUACUACGGCGACAGCACCUCCGGGGAUAAAGUCUUGCGCAAAGUUGCUGCUUCUACCGCCUCCUCCUCCCGCUCCCCCACGGGCAAUGUUGCGAGCAGCAUACACGAAACGAUGGCGAGCAGAGAUAUGCAGUCCGCCUUCAGCAGCGUGCUUGAUCCUUCCCGCGACACCUUUCCGUUUGCGACCAUUUGGAGUUCAGGUACGGCCUUUAUCGAGGAGGUCUUGCCGUUCUUUCCCAAGCCGGAAGACUUUGAUAGUAUCUGUGCCAGCUUUGUUAGGCAUUUUUCGGCCAUGUGUCCCGCACUUACGAUUCCAACGGCCAUAGAUUAUGCAAGAACGUUCAGUCGGAUGGAUCGCAAACAGCAAUCUCAGGUCAGUCUUCCGUGGUUGGCGGUAUUCUUGAUGAUCUGUGCACUGGGCAAGAAUUGCGAUUUGGAAAGUACAACAGUUGGAGUGGAUAGGAAAGUGAGGAUGUUAGAUGCGUUUUUAGCUGGUGAGGCUUCGCAGCAGCCCAGUCGUGCUUCCUCUCCAAUCCCCACAGCCGACGGAGAAGCACAGCAACAAUCCUCUUCGAAUAGCACAAGGUCACCAGCAAUGGUAUCCGACCUUUUCCUCUCCGCCGCAUACCAAUCUCUCCGUCUAUGCAGCUUCCUCUCCGCCCCAACACUUCAAACGAUCCAUUCGCAGCUGCUCAUCGGCGCAUAUUUGCUCAACACUGAACGCGCUGCUUCCUUCUGGCCCUUGCUCGGAUCAGUAGCGCGUCAAGCUCAGAGUAUAGGUCUCCACGUAGAUCCAAACAAGAUCAAACGCGAUUGGGACCCCAUCGAGGCUGAUACGAGAAGAAGACUUUGGUGGGCGGUGGUGCAUCAAGAUGUGAUUCUAUCCUCGAUCUUUGGCCGUCCACUUGGAAUUACUAGGUUCAGCUGUAGAUUUCCUGGUACCGCAGGCGUUACCACGUAUGCUACACUCCAGUGCGAGUUUUCGCAGUUUGCAAGGAUCUAUCUGGAUGAGAAUCAGGAUAGGAGUUGGAGUCAAGAAAAGAUCAUUGAUUUUACCGAAAAAGUACUCAGCUGGUAUGCGAAUAUUCCGGAACGAUACAGACCCGACAUUGGCCGCAUCAACCUAUUGGGGUCGGGAGAGGAUGAAGAAGCGAUCCAAAACUACGCUGCCGCUGGAGUAGACAUCGAAACCAAAGGCCUAAUGGAAGUUCAUCAAUCCGGAAACCUCGCAGUGGAAGUUUUCUAUAUCCUUCUCUCUCUCCAUCGCUCGAACCUUUUCCCCUCCUCCUCCUCCUCUGACGAUGCUCCGACCAAACCUUCCAGCAGCGCGAGCCUUAACAAAACGAGUCUGCACAUCUGCACCCAAGCCCUUCGCCGCAUAACUCGGGCCCAAACCACAAUGAUCGAUCUCUUGGGUCGGGCACGAGCAACUAUGUUUUGGAAAAUCGCAUACUAUACCUACCAAGCCGCAAUUGCAGGGGCGUAUAUAGUUUUCGUAAAGCCACAGAGUAAACAGGCCGAAUCGGCAUUGGAGGAUUUAGCGAUUCUGGUGGAUUUCUUUGAUAGACUGCCGGAGAGAUGGACCGGAUUGAAGAUGGCCAAACAUGGAUUGAGGGUGUUGAGGAAAUUGGCGGUUGCUGCUAGGGAGAUGCCUGAGGCUGCGAGCAUUGUUCGUAGUGCUAAUGGGGAGGAAAACGGGGUGGUGGAUGAGGCUAGUGCAGGGAGUGGUGUCAAUGGGAGUUUGAAUGGGAUGAGUGAGGUUAGUGUGGCAACACCGACGACGACGCAGCAUAGUUUUGGACCGACUUCCAACGGUACUGGUGAUGCUUUCAAGGGGGGUGCUUUUCUGCCUCCUAUCUUCGGCAAUCCUUUCUUGAGUCCGAACGGGACAGGAUCAAGUCAAGCAAUGAUGAUGGGAAGUAGCAACGCAAUGCUACCUACCAACAACAAUCUUCCUUCUUCUAUCCCAUCGACAUUAUCCAUGCCAACAACGAUUGGAUUCAAUGGAGAACCAACGUCACUGUUCACCUCAGCUCUAACAGCCGCUGCUUCAACAGGCUCCCCUCUCCCCCGUUCGCUCGCCAACGUCCCACUCGUUACACUCUUCAACAACACUUACGACCAGCAAGAAGUGGGAGGCAAACAGUUUUGUUAUGAUCCGUUUGUACCUGAUCCUACCUACCCGGCCACCAGCGUCGCGGGCGGAGAAGCUGUACAAGCCGUAGGAAGCGGAGGAGGUAGAAGCUCGAACAGCCCCUCAACAAGUGAUAGAAUGACCUCCAGCAUCAGCUCCCCUUCCACAGCUUUCUCCACUCACAACGGCGCUGGGGUAGUAAGCGAAAGAGAAAAAGCGAGGGAAGGGGAAAGAAUGCAAGUAGCAGCAGCAGGAGGAGGGCAGGAAGGAAGUCCAACUCCAGGAUUGAAUCAGAAAGAUCUAGCUACGUAUUGGUCGGAAUACUUUAGCUUGCAGUUGGAUUGGGAUCGCUUAACCGGGCUCGCAUAA